Molecule: messenger RNA, 911 nt
Organism: Micropterus salmoides (largemouth bass)
Lineage: Eukaryota; Metazoa; Chordata; Actinopteri; Centrarchiformes; Centrarchidae
Exons: 2
Coding region: 36-848 (270 amino acids)
Source: RefSeq, a predicted model, not a curated record
GCCAAACUCACAGAGUCCCUCUGGAGUGAGAGAUCAUGGGCCGGCUGGAUGAUGCCGCCAAGCACAAAGUAGUGGAGCUGCGGAAGGCUGGUCUGAGUUUCCGUAAGAUCAAAGCUGUGCUGGAGCUGGAGAACAUCAAGGUGUCUGCCCAGGCCAUCUACCUGUUCCUGAGGGAGUUUCAAGGGAGGCCGCCAGGGAGGGUUAGACCUGUGGAGGCUGGAAGCAGCACAUCAUCAGCACAAGUGCAGCCUCGAUCUGGCCCAAUACAAGAGAACUGGAGUAACAUUCAUCUCCAAAACCUUAUGCGGGAGGCAUCUCACCAUCCUGGCUUUACAGCACCUGCAAACUUUGCCAAACAGACUUCCACAAAUCCGGAUACUGGUGCAAAGCCUUCUGGAUCUGGGGAGAUCUGUGGAGGUACCAGGCUAGAACAGCAACAUGAGGGAGAUAAGGAAGAAAAUGACAUCCAGAUUGUUAGUGUCACCUCCCUUGCACAGAACAGCCAACGAAGAAGUCCCCAGUCCUCUGUAACAAGGGCAGAGACAGGUGCUGUGUCUUCCACAAUAACAGCUUCUGGAGCAUACAUGAGGAGGAGGGUCACACCGUCUCCAGCCACUAAUUCAAUGCUGGCAGCUCGAAAGAGACUUUUGGAUAAAGCGCUGUCACACAGGAUGAAGUCAUUCCACCAGGUGGCAUCAUUGUUGAGGAGAGAUCACUUGAGUGUCCAAGGUGCUGAUUUGAGAAAUGCAAUGCCACAACCACCUGAAACGUAUGAUCUGACCACUGAAAAGGUGAGAAAAGAGCAAACAUUAAAUGCUAUAAGUUAUCUCUUUUAUUUUGGUGAAUAAUCUUAAAGUGUGUGCCAGCCCAUACUGUCACUUCUUGUGACCGGGUCACAGUACCUGUAUAAU